Molecule: messenger RNA, 2037 nt
Organism: Penicillium bovifimosum
Lineage: Eukaryota; Fungi; Ascomycota; Eurotiomycetes; Eurotiales; Aspergillaceae
Exons: 4
Coding region: 1-2037 (678 amino acids)
Biological process (GO): amine metabolic process
Molecular function (GO): quinone binding; copper ion binding; primary methylamine oxidase activity
Source: RefSeq, a predicted model, not a curated record
AUGGUGACCAGCCACCGCCCUCACCCAUUCGACCCUAUCACGCCGGAGGAGAUCAAGCUCGCUGUCCGCAUCCUUGAGGCUGGCUUCCCCGGUGUACCUCUACGUUAUAAGCGCAUCGAUAUCAAUGAGCCUAUCAAGAACGAUGUGAUCGCAUACAUUGAAGCAGAGCGCCUACGACAGCCGCUGCCCACGCCCCCUGCUCGUCUUCUCUAUGUGCUCUUCCAUCGCCUCGAUACCAAUGCAUUCUACAAGGCCAUCCUCAAUGCCGACAGGCGGAGCAUCGUCUAUGCUAAGGAGCUUCCGAAGGAAGUACAGGGUCCCAUUGAUAUUGACGAAAUUGCCGCAAUCGAAGAGAUGUGCCUGAAGCACCCUGCAGUACUGGCUGAGAUCGAGAAAUUGCAAUUGCCCAAGGGUGUCACCGUCUGCAAUGAUCCUUGGAUGUAUGGGACAGACAGUGACAACGAGGAUCGUCGUCUCUUCCAAUGCUUCAUGUACAUGGUCGAGGUGGAUCACCCCCAGAACAACCACUACUCCCUGCCUUGCAAGUUCUCACCAGUUUUCGACGGUUUCACCCAUGAGUUGAUCCGUAUGGACUACCUUCCCGGUGGAUCUGACUUCGAGAUCACCGCUACCCAACCCUGGAAGCCUGUGAAGGCAGUCCAGUAUGCACACGAUCUCUUGGACGAGCCUCUCCGCACAGAUCUCAAGCCAUACAUUGUGCAACAGCCCGAAGGACCCUCUUACUCUGUGGACGGCAACUCUGUCUACUGGCAGAAGUGGCGCUUCAGAGUCGGCUUCAACGCUCGUGAAGGCUUGGUCAUCUAUAACGUCACAUACGAUAACCGGAACCUUUUCUAUCGCUUGGCUGUUUCUGAGAUGACCGUCCCCUAUGGAGACCCACGUGCUCCUUACCACCGUAAGCAGGCAUUCGAUGUUGGCGACACCGGCUUCGGUAUGAAUGCCAACCAGUUAUCUCUUGGAUGCGACUGUCUCGGUCACAUCAAGUACUUCGACGGUUACCGCAACGAUUCCAGGGGCAACCCAUUGCUGUUGAAGAACGUGGUUUGCAUGCACGAACAGGACAACGGUCUGCAGCACAAGCACACCAACUAUCGAUCCGGUGCUGCUACCGUUGUGCGCAACCGCCAGCUGGUUCUGCAAAUGAUCUGUACCAUUGCCAACUACGAGUACAUCUUCAACUACAUUUUCGACCAAGCUGCCAACGUGGAACUAGAAGUCCGUGCCACCGGCAUUCUUUCGACUGUUCCAUUCGACAAUGAGAACGGCCAGACCGUCCCCUGGGGCACAAACGUUGGCCCUGGUGUCAUGGCCCCCUUCCACCAGCACAUGUUCUCUCUGCGUGUCGACCCCGCCAUUGACGGAUUCAAGAAUACCGUCUACUACGAAGACAGCGUUCCCAUGCCUGAAGACGAGAACAACCCCUACCUUGUCGGCUAUGUGUCCGAGGGCACAGUGAUGCGCACAGCCGGCGCAGCCAACACCAGCAUCGAUCGUCACCGUGUCUUCAAGAUCCGCAACGACAACGUCAUCAACCCAAUCACAUACAAGCCCGUUGCCUACAAGCUCAUGGCAGCCCCCAGCCAAAUGCUCCUAGUCAGCAAGAACGCCCACGGCUUCCGCCGUGCCGAGUUCGCCACCAAGCCUAUCUGGCUCACUAAGUACCAAGACGAUGAACUGUACGCUGCAGGCGAGUUCACGAACCAAAGCCGUCGCGCCGAGGGCGUCGAGACCUGGGUUCAGCGUAAGGAUAACACCGAGAACGAAGAUGUCGUCCUUUGGCACACCUUCGGUCUUACUCACAACCCUCGCAUUGAGGACUUCCCUGUCAUGCCGAUGGAGCGUAUCAGCGUCAUGCUCAAGCCUGACGGUUUCUUCAACAAGAAUCCGGCUCUUGACGUCCCGCAGUCCUCGCAGCUGUUCAACAAGUCCUCGCAGCAUCCUGAGGAGACAGCUGGCUGCUGUUCUGGGUCUUCGUCUGCUGGGGCCAAGGCCAAGCUGUACAAGCGCAUUGACUAA